Messenger RNA from Bombus pascuorum, 663 nucleotides. It is a transcript of the gene RpL12, whose product is annotated as large ribosomal subunit protein uL11. Gene Ontology annotation, molecular function: large ribosomal subunit rRNA binding; structural constituent of ribosome. NCBI's taxonomy places the organism in Eukaryota, Metazoa, Arthropoda, Insecta, Hymenoptera, Apidae. The record is from RefSeq and is a predicted model, not a curated record. Gene Ontology annotation, cellular component: cytosolic large ribosomal subunit; ribosome. The transcript has 4 exons. Bases 120 to 617 code for a protein of 165 amino acids. Gene Ontology annotation, biological process: translation.
AUCACAACCUCUUUCACUCUUUUCGAACGAGAUUUACCACGUGUAAGUGUCGCUCCCAUCUUUUUUAUUCGAUUGUGUUUCGAUUUCGUUAUUAACUCUUUUACAUACAAGUUAUUACGAUGCCACCUAAAUUUGACCCUAAUGAAAUCAAGAUAGUCUACCUAAGAUGCGUUGGAGGUGAAGUAGGAGCAACUUCAUCUCUGGCUCCAAAAAUUGGUCCACUUGGCUUAUCUCCCAAAAAAGUUGGUGACGAUAUCGCCAAAGCUACCAGUGACUGGAAGGGUUUGAAAAUUACCGUCCAGUUAACGAUUCAAAACAGGCAAGCUACAAUUUCGGUGGUUCCAUCUGCAGCAUCUUUAAUCAUUAAACAAUUAAAGGAACCACCUAGAGACCGAAAACGUCAAAAAAAUAUUAAACACAACGGAAAUUUAUCAUUUGAUGAUAUUGUUUCCAUUGCUCGGUCAAUGAGACCAAGAUCUAUGUCCAAGUACCUUAGUGGUACUGUCAAAGAAAUAUUGGGGACUUGUCAGUCAGUUGGCUGCACAGUUGAAGGUAGACCACCACGAGAUCUGAUUGAAGAAAUUAAUGGUGGAAAGCUCCAAGUCCCAGAUGAGUAAUAUGAUUUAUCAUAAGGAGUAAAAAAUAAAACAUUUUUAAUAUGAA